AUGAGCCAAAGUCGUGUUUUCAUUGGCCACCUCUCUUCGCGGGCUUCGGAACGUGACGUCGAGCACUUCUUUCGUGGAUAUGGACGCAUCAGGGACAUCGUGCUCAAGAAUGGCUUUGGAUUUGUGCAAUUCGAUGAUGAUCGCGAUGCGGACGAUGCCAUCUACGAGCUGAAUGGAAAGGAUUUGGCUGGUGAACGUGUCAUUCUCGAGUUCUCUCGUCGUGGUCCAAGAGAACGUGAUCGUGGAUAUGGUGAUCGAGACCGCUCGGGAGGUCGUCAUGGUGGACGCGACAGUGGGCGAGAUCAUGGCCGAGGUGGACGUCAAGGGGGCAGGUUUGGACCACCGACGCAAACAAGACAUCGAAUGCUGGUGGAAAAUUUGUCGACUGGAUCAGAGGGGAUUCAUGCAAUUCGGUCUCUCGCCUCGUGUGAUGAGGAUUCAAAAAUUUUGCUCGUGUUUUUUGUUCGUUCGUUUUCUGAGGGGGGUGGCCUUCAGCUGGCAGGCGGUUACCAAACGGAUCUCAAGGAUAUGAUGCGCAAUGCUGGCGAGGUUACCUAUGCGGAUGCUCACAAGACUCGUCGCAACGAAGCGAUUGUUUGCUUUGCAUCGCGGGAUGACUUACUUCGAGCCAUUGAGAAAUAUCAAGGAAAGGAUCUUAAUGGCCGUGAAAUCAAACUCAUUGAUGACUCGGAGAAACGUAGCCGAAGCCGCUCAAAGUCAAAGAGCCGCUCUCGUUCACGCUCACGCAGUCCAAGGUCAGCUUCUCGUAGUGGCUCGCGCAGCCGCAGCCGCUCUCGUUCCAAGUCGGAUAGCCGUGAUCGCAAGUCUCGCAGCCGUUCUGGUUCGCCUGCAAAGAAAGAAAAGGAAGAAAGCCGCUCGCGCUCCCGAUCUCAUUCGCGCGAU
Molecule: messenger RNA, 903 nt
Organism: Mesorhabditis belari
Lineage: Eukaryota; Metazoa; Nematoda; Chromadorea; Rhabditida; Rhabditidae
Source: the annotation of a GenBank genome assembly